This is a messenger RNA of Didymodactylos carnosus, 516 nucleotides long. NCBI's taxonomy places the organism in Eukaryota, Metazoa, Rotifera, Eurotatoria, Philodinida, Philodinidae. The record is from the annotation of a GenBank genome assembly.
AUGUCUGAUUCGUACGAUGAUUUGAGGGUUGACAGACGAGAUCCCAUAACACUGACAAAAACAUAUAAAAAAGAUGUUAAAAACGUCAAAGCUGGCGCAAGUCGACAACAUUUUCUUACUUUUGAUGAUACAACACAAAAUGAAGAUGAAAAUCGUAGACAAUUGACAGCUUAUACAUGGCCCGCGGCUAUUAUUAAUUUUGAUAAAGCUUUAAAAGGAAUCGAACAACAUGAUUAUGAAGAAUCAUUAGUUCAUAUUAACAAGUGUUUAUUAUUAAUACCUUAUCAUAGUCAAUUUUAUGAAAUGAGAGCACAACUUUAUUUAGAAUUAUGCGAUUUUCAAAGUGCUUUACUAACUCUUCAAAAAAUUAUUUUAUCAUAUCAAGUAGUAACGAAAGAUCAAGAACAAUCACCAUCAUCAAAACCAAUUGUUAAUAAAGAAGAAAAAAUAUUGAAUGAAAAAAUAUCAUUUUUACGCUAUAUUUAUAUCCUUUUUUGUUUUAAUCAUACAUUUUGA